Molecule: messenger RNA, 2461 nt
Organism: Zymoseptoria tritici IPO323
Lineage: Eukaryota; Fungi; Ascomycota; Dothideomycetes; Mycosphaerellales; Mycosphaerellaceae
Exons: 1
Coding region: 1-1665 (554 amino acids)
Cellular component (GO): spliceosomal complex; intracellular anatomical structure
Molecular function (GO): RNA binding
Source: RefSeq, a predicted model, not a curated record
AUGAACGAUCAUGAUCUCAAGAGGUACAGCGUGAUUAUUCUGGAUGAGGCCCACGAGCGUACUCUUGCCACGGAUAUCUUGAUGGGUCUGCUGAAGGAGGUUAUCAAGCGGAGACCGGACUUGAAGAUCAUCAUCAUGUCUGCCACGCUCGAUGCGCAAAAGUUUCAGAAGUACUUCAUGGACGCCCCUCUGCUCGCUGUGCCUGGUCGGACACAUCCUGUCGAGAUUUUCUAUACGCCGGAGCCGGAGCGAGACUAUGUUGAGGCUGCGCUGCGAACGGUCCUGCAGAUUCACGCUACAGAAGCCGAUGGUGAUGUGUUGCUGUUUUUGACUGGAGAGGAGGAGAUUGAGGAGGCAUGUCGCAAGAUUCAAAUGGAGGCCGAUGAGAUGAUCCGGGAAGCAGAUGCCGGACCCCUGAAAGUAUACCCGCUAUACGGAUCUCUGCCGCCUGCACAACAACAGAGAAUCUUUGACCCAGCACCACCACCUUAUAAGUCCGGCGGGCGACCUGGUCGCAAGGUCAUUGUGUCGACCAACAUCGCCGAGACAUCUCUCACCAUCGACGGCAUUGUGUACGUGGUGGAUCCUGGUUUCAGCAAGCAAAAGGUGUACAACCCUCGAAUCCGUGUCGAGUCUCUGCUGGUGUCCCCGAUCAGUAAAGCCUCUGCACAGCAACGAGCAGGUCGUGCAGGUCGUACGCGUCCUGGAAAGUGCUUCCGUCUUUACACUGAAGCCGCUUUCAAGAAGGAGCUCAUCGAUCAAUCCUACCCAGAGAUUCUCCGCUCAAACCUGGCUAGCACGGUCUUGGAAUUGAAGAAGCUGGGCAUUGACGAUCUGGUGCACUUCGAUCUCAUGGAUCCACCUGCUCCCGAGACACUCAUGCGCGCAUUGGAAGAGCUCAAUUACCUUGCCUGCCUGGAUGAUGAAGGCGACUUGACCGCUCUCGGAAAGCUGGCAUCAGACUUCCCUCUCGACCCUGCAUUAGCAGUCAUGCUUAUCUCAAGUCCGGAGUUCUACUGCUCGAACGAGAUUCUCUCGCUCACGGCUCUCCUCUCCGUCCCACAGCUGUUCAAUCGCCCAGCAGCAGCCCGUAAGCGUGCUGAUGAGAUGAAGGCAUUGUUCGCUCAUGAGGAUGGAGACCACCUGACAAUGCUCAACGUCUACCACGCAUUCAAAGGCCCAGAAGCACAAGCCAACCCCAAGCAAUGGACACACGACCACUUCCUGUCAUUCCGUGCGCUGCAGCAAGCGGACAACGUUCGCAUGCAGCUGAAGCGAAUCAUGGAGCGUGAAGAGGUCGAGCUCAUCUCCACGCCAUUCACCGACAAGAACUACUACAACAACAUCCGGCGUGCUCUGGUCAGUGGGUUCUUCAUGCAGGUGGCGAAGAAGGAUUCAAGCGGCAAGAGCUACACGACUGUGAAGGACAAUCAAGCUGUCCUCUUACAUCCAUCGACGGUACUUGGUCAGGACUCGGAAUGGGUGGUCUACAACGAGUUCGUGCUUACGAGCAAGAACUACAUCCGUACUGUCACGGCUGUGAAGCCAGAGUGGCUGCUGGAUAUUGCACCCAAUUACUACGAUGUCGAUGCUUUCCCAAAGGGUGAUGUACAGACGGCGUUGCGGAGAGUGAUCAACAAGGCUCAGCGUAAGGCUGGCAGGUAGAAUUCCUUCAGAAGAGGUUUUGGUCAAUACGCACGAUUCGGUCAUGAUCAUCGCGAACAGAUGCAGCAUAGAGAUGAAACCGCAACACUCGCCAGACUCUCAGCCACCAAAUGUCAAUCGCAUUUCAAAGCUUCUCAAACGUCGACUUCGUCUUUUUGAUCCCACUCAUCAUCGCCUUCUUCACAUCAUCACUCUGCACCAUCGGCGAAUUCCAUGCCGCCGUAUACAGAAGCCCAUCACUGACCGGCCGAUCUCUGCUGAAAUCCAUCAACGCCUUCGAGCUCUGUACCGCGACUGGACUCUUUGUUGCGAUGAAGUUCGCCAGUUUUAAUCCUUCAGCCAACAAUUCCUCUUUCGUGUUCACCACCUCCGACACAAGCCCGACUCUCAAUGCUUCCUCUCCACCAAACUCCCUCGCAGUGUACACGACCGACUUCGCCCACGAAUACGAAACGCCAACUUUAGGCAGCCGAGUCAGCGUGCCUACAUCAGCAGCAAGCCCUACGUCGACUUCUUUGAUGCAGAACCGCACAUCCUUGGUAGACAAGCGGAUAUCGCACGCCACCGCCAGAUCUAUCGCAGCUCCAUAUGUCACGCCGUGCGCCAGGAAAAUCACAGGUUUCUCGCAUCGUUCGGGCGCACUAAUGCAGUUCUGAUAGCCUAGCAUGUGCCGGCGGACUCGCCAAGUCCGGCGAGCGAUGUCGUCUUCUUCUUGGGGUUUGGAGACUGGACCGGAGCUGGAGGAGGUUGUUACGUCCAAGCCUGCCGAGAAGUGAGGUCCGACGCCUGACAGGAG